Bactrocera latifrons is the source of this 976-nucleotide messenger RNA. RefSeq names its product MIT domain-containing protein 1. Lineage: Eukaryota; Metazoa; Arthropoda; Insecta; Diptera; Tephritidae. The record is from RefSeq and is a predicted model, not a curated record. Bases 188 to 910 code for a protein of 240 amino acids. The transcript is spliced from 4 exons.
AGCGUUUAGUUUUAUUUUAACAAAUUUUUAGUGUGUGGUUGUUUUUUUUUUUUUUUGUUUCGUUGUAGUCUUAAAUCAUAAGUGUUACUAGUUUGGUUGUGCCUUAAGGCGGCCAUAUACAAAGUAAAAGCGCCAUUUUGCGAUAAAAAAAUUAAGAAACUUUGGUUAAUAAAAUUGAUUGUGACGUAUGUUUGUGGGAAAAAUGAAUGCCAAAGAUAUAUUAAUGCGUGCAGUGCAAUGUGAUCAAGCCGGACGAAUUUUGGAGGCACAACAUCUCUAUCAAGAUGGCAUACAAAUACUUAUGGAUCUGGUUGGGGACGAAUCGGAUGUGACCAAGAAGAAAGUGUUUUAUGAACGCAUUAAGGAGUACAUAGACCGCGCUGAACAAAUUAAGGACCGCGUACAGAAGCAUGUCAUACGUGGCGAAUUGGUCAGCAAUAAAGCAAUAGAUGACAAUUCUACCGGCAACAGUUAUCACUCGCUGUUCGGGCAGUACCUCAAUGCGGACGUAAAAGAGGUCCUACUUGAGGAGCCAUAUCUGUACGAGAAGUAUCAAUUUCAGAAUCUUGUAACAUUCUUAGAGUUGUUGGUAAAAAACUGUCGCCACCUCAAGUAUGUGAGAGUGGUCACAAAGACUGAUACCAAAGCACCGGAGAACCAAAGUAACGUGCUAGAGCAGAUUAGAGCGGAUAUGGCAAAACGUAAUGUAACUUUAAGCAUAAAAUUCGAAGACACUUUGCAUGACCGUAAAAUUGUCCUCAGCAACGGUUAUAUUAUAAAGAUUGGGCGUGGUUUACAUUUCUUCAAGGCUACUAAUCCGUUAUACAGCCUCGGCUUAUGUGAUUAUGAUUUUCGCAAAUGUUUGCAAACUGACGUGGACAUUUGGCGUACCAGAAACUUCAUUGCCUGAAACUGAUAAAAGUGCUGCACUAAUCACUGACUCAUCGUUAAGCGUUUAACAGACAUUUUACAAUAA